AUGCUAAGCAAAAGACUUUGGUCCUCUCUCCAAGGGAAUACGUUGCAAUGCAGGGCUCUCUCAUCAUUGCGCGGCAGAGGUUCUCGUCUCGGCCCACGUAACUUCGAUCGGUCGAGGCGAGUUUCGCAGCCACGCAAGAUAGACGACAACUCAUCCCCCGAGGUUCCUCCGGUGGAACAGAUGAACACGAUCGAUGAUAAUUACGAUCCAGCAAAGAACACACUGCUAGCCCCGGUGUACAUGCCUGAAGACCCAAAUGGCGUACUGAAGGAGAAUCAUCCAGCAACGAAUAUCUUGGCCAACUCCGGACUGGUCGUACAGCGACAGCUUGAGAUGAUGAAUGUAAUGAUCGGCUUUGAACAAGCCAACAAGUAUAUCAUCAUGGAUGCGCAAGGAACGCACAUUGGAUACAUGGCGGAGCAAGAGAAGGGAAUAGCGAAUACCAUGGCGCGACAGUGGUUCCGCACACAUCGCAGCUUUGUGACUCAUGUCUUUGACAGGCAAAUGAAUGAGGUUCUUCGAUUCAAUCGGCCCUUCUCGUGGAUCAAUUCACGGAUACAGGUCUACGAUCCGUUACAGCGAGCUCACGUUCCCUCCGAGAUUUCUACGCCUCCUCAAACAACACAAGACUUUAUGAUGGAGCCGUUCUCUGGGUCGCCUAAAAUAUCCCCGCUGGACUUUACUCAGAUGCGAGUGAUUGGCGAAGCCCAGCAACAGUGGGCGCCAUUGCGACGAAAAUAUAAUCUCUUUACGUUCCACCCAUCCCCCAAUUCUGAUACAGACAUGGGAAGUCAAGGAUUCUCUCUUGCCGGUUCUGGCUUCUCAAAGCAACAACAGCUGCAGCUCGCCCAGACUUCACUCCAAGAUCAAGGCGAAUUCAAUCAGUUUGCCUAUGUCAACGAACCAUUCCUCUCCUGGGACUUUUCGCUGCUAAGUGCCGAGAAUCGAACGAUCGGAUCAGUGAACCGCAACUUUGCUGGGUUUGCCCGUGAAAUCUUCACGGAUACCGGAAUGUAUGCUCUUCGCAUGGACUCCGCGGGCUUGAGUAGGGAGCCAUCAGCCAGCCAGACUGACCGUUCGCCUGGCAUGACUCUUGAUCAACGAGCAGUGAUGCUUGCGACUGCUGUCAGCAUUGAUUUUGACUACUUUAGCCGGCACAGCGGGUCAGGUGGGUUUGGUUUCAUGCCUCUAUGGUUUCCUGGAUUCGGAGGAGAGGCCGCGGCCGGCGGCGCAGCCGCUGGAGAGGCUGCGGGUGCCGUUGGAGGGGCCGCUGGAGGGGCCGCUGCCGGAGAGGCUGGUGCCAUCGGCGAGGUAGCGUCCGGUGCCUUAGGGCGAAGUGCAGGUGCUGCUGGUGAUGUCGCAGCUGGCAUGGCUGGCGCUGGUGCCAUGGCUGGUUACGAUGCGAUGCAUCGUGGAAUGUCUGGAAGCCAGAACUCAGAGUCACCUGCAUCUUUUGCCCCUUCUGGCUUUGACCAGGCGGAAUUGCCCCCAUCUGAGCAACAGCUUCCUGGUCAGCCUGGUGAAUCAGAAGAUCUCUGGUCAGGGCACCCUCCUCAAGCUCCGUGGAGCGAAGAUGAGUUCAAAGAUCCUUGGGGCGAUGAGGGCUCAGAUGAAGGCGGCGGUGACGACUUUGACUGGUUCUGA
Messenger RNA from Penicillium diatomitis, 1644 nucleotides. RefSeq names its product scramblase family protein. The transcript is spliced from 3 exons. Gene Ontology annotation, biological process: plasma membrane phospholipid scrambling. Gene Ontology annotation, cellular component: plasma membrane. Gene Ontology annotation, molecular function: phospholipid scramblase activity. The record is from RefSeq and is a predicted model, not a curated record. NCBI's taxonomy places the organism in Eukaryota, Fungi, Ascomycota, Eurotiomycetes, Eurotiales, Aspergillaceae. Bases 1 to 1644 code for a protein of 547 amino acids.